ACUUCAUGAUCAAUAAACAGAAAUGAAGGAAAUGAGUAGCUGACACAAGAUCACACACUGAACUAUCUGCUCAGCUGCCUUUUGUACUGUAGACCAGUCUGACUUAUGGUAAGGCAAAUGAGGAUCAGCAGUACUUAUCUUCUUUUUCCUCUCUUUCCUUAUUCCUCACAUGCAAAUUAGUCCCCCCCAUAGUCAGAUUCAAUGUUUUAUACAAAAGGCACCAGUAUGGACAUAUCAAUUCAUGGGAUGUCUCCUGUCUUUGUGCUUGGCUGGCUUCCAAAUUCAAAUGAAUGAAUGAGGUAGAACUGGAUUGGAGACUAUAUGAGUGACAGAGAAUUGGUCAUAGGGAGAUCACAAGUGGGCAGAGAGCAACUGUCUUCUGCUAAAUCUUUAAUGAAUCAACAAAUGAUGCUACAUCUCUAUCACAGGGUCUGGGCUCACUAAAGCUUCUCAGUCAGAGAAGUAAAGCCUUUAGAUAUGCUUGGCAGGACAGAGGGGGACCCUGGGAACACUCUGAAGACAGCCUUUUCCCUCUUUUACAGUUGUAUCUGAAGACAAAUGAUAAAUGUACUGUUCCUGCUGACAAGGUUCUCUUAAAAACAUAUACUUCAUUGUGUGCAACUUAGUUUUCAGAGUGGCUGUUAAGGAUUAGGCUCGUUGUGGGGACUGGGGUGGGGAGCUGCUGUUGAUGUAGAGUGAACAGUACUCCUGUGCCUUUCAGAGGGGCAAUUUGGACCUCCUCCCUUGGUGCUUUUGUAGCAUGCUGUUGGCAUGGCACUUGCCUGGCUGCUGCUCUCCUAGCCUGAUCCCUGCUCCUUCAGGUAGGUCAUCAUUUCAGCUACUGUUUUCUGUUGGGCAGAUCAAACAGUAUCCAGUUUUAUCUGCCAAGCUUUACCUGCUGUCAUGAAAAUCAAUUCUCCCAUCCCUGUGUGAGAUAGACUAUUCCCUUGUGAAAUGCCUCAUGUCUUCCUCCUUCAAACUCUUAUUUUAACUUGUUUAUGGUUUGUCCAGGUAGCUUCUUAUAUGGCUACAUGUGGUUUAUACAGCUGGGAAAGAACCCUCCCAAACCUGCAGCUUACAUACUUCUUUCUCCGCCUCCUCUUCCUUCUCUCCUCCCUGCCCCCCACACCGGAAAAAAAUAUUCAACUAAUCAACGGUUGUAUCUAUUAAAAUAUUAGUCUGUGGGAUACUACAUGCAAGAGCAAAUCCUACAGAAACCUCUUGCACCUGCAGGGGAAAUGUUCCAUAUAUGGCAUCGAGGCUGGCAGAGACUUGAUUCGGAAUAAAAUUUAAAUGAUUCUGGUCGUUUUGCCACAUCCUGUUUCUCUCACUUAUGCAUGUACUAUUUUGAUAACCAGCAAAUACUUCUCAGUUCGCUGGAGCUAAAGAUAGCCUUGAAUUGUAGCACUACUACCCUGCUCCUUUAGAAGUGCUCAGGCUCUCUCCCCUUGGGGCCAGCCUCAAAACCUGAGGUGAGACUAGGUUUCCUUUCUGACAUUUCUUUAGGUUUAGCAUGAUUUCAUAACGGCUUUUGAAGUGUUUCAGAGUAACCAAACAGGAGGAGCUGCAGAGUUUCAAUUUCUGGUUACUCAAAUGACCAGUGCCAUCUCUUUGUAUUAUGUGAUCCUUUGUUUUGUGUGAGAUAUGAAGUAGACGAAGAAAAGCAGUUGGUAUGCUUCAAUUUCCUGGCUCUGCCUGGGGGCCUUCCCGUGUUAACUCUGUUUCUAGGAUUAGGGCUUUUUUGGCAUGUGAACCGUUAUCUAGAUCCCUCGGCUGCAACUUAGAGUUUACUUUGAUCUGAUAAUAUGUGUUAAUAGUGCAAAUGCUUUGUAUAGAGCUUUGACUUGGACUAGUGUUUUCCUAAUGAAGAAAAUAUAGCAUCUGUCCUGUGAAGACAGACUGAGUAGGAUUUGUUCACUAUUGAGAAGAGAAGGCUCCAAGGAGACCUUGCAGCACCUUCCAGUGCCUAAAAUGACUUACAAGAAGGCUGGAAAGGGACUUUUUAUGAGGGCAUGUAGUGAUAGGUCAAAGGGGAAUGGCUAUAAACUGAAAGAAAGUAGAAUUAGAUUGGAUAAAUUAGGUAAAAAUCUUUAUUGUGUGGGUGGUGAAGCACUGAACAGGUUACCCAGAGGAGCUGUGGGUGCCCCGUUCCUGCAAGUAUACGAGGCCAAGCUGGAUGGAGCUCUGAGCAACUUGGUCUAGUGGAAGGUGUCUGCCCAUGCAGGAGGAGUUGGAAUGAGAUAAUCCUUCCAAUCUAACCCAUUUGAUGAUUUUAUGAAAUGAGGAGGAAGACUACAAAUCCAGUUGAAUAACUGUCAGGGAUUAAAAUGGAAAAUUGGCUUAAUAGUGCUCCACUGCUGGAAAAUCCCAGUCUGGGCUCCAGAGCAGUUUGUGUGCACACUCAGAUGCUUACCUGUGCUGUUGCAUUCAGCCCCAGUGGAUACAGGCCUUCUCUUGAGGCUGAGAUCUAGUUACAAUUAAUAUUUUGUUACUCUCAAGUUUGAAGAAUGACUAGACUGGGGUUUUAUGCAGGUCUGUUACAUAUUUUGAAAACAAAGUUCUUUCUAACAUAUGAUGCUUUCUAGGCCUUUCACAUAACCUAUGUUAAAAUGACUCAGACUUUGGUAUAUGCAUGCUUUUGUUCUUCCCAAGAGAAAUGGAGAUGUAUAUUUUAACUAGAUAUUCAGAGAAGAUUUUCAUAGGACAAAAGUGAUAAGGAGUUCCUGCUACAGGCUUAUAGGUUCUUCAUGCUUCUUUUCCUUGGUGUAUCAGGAGAUGCUAGCCAUCCUGAUGCACUGUAGCUAUUUAAAUAGCACACAAAAUCCUUGGCAGUGCAGUGUCUGACAGCGCAGAAUGCUGCAGCUCCCAUGUGGCAGCUGGGAGCCCAGCAUAGAGUACAUUUGCCAUUACCACCAGUCAUUUGCUAUUUGUAGGUGAUCUGGAAUGAGGAUGAAGUCAGUGAGACUGUUCAGGUAAGCAAGUCCAGUAUUUUGGGGUGCCUUGGUCUCAUCAGCAAUCCUGGAACUACUCCGCUAAGUGAGACUAAUAACAUUUGGCUGUGUGUGUGGAGAGUUGUGUUCUUUCCAUUAAACAAAAUGUGACCUCUACAAGUUCUCCUUUUCUGGUGUAAACACAAUGUCUACACCAACUGGGGAACCUCUGUACUAGUGCUGCUGAUUCCAAAUAAAGUAAUAGUGACAAGACCCUUCCCUGGAAUUUACUCUGUUAAAUUCAUAAUGCAGCAAUGCAAGAAAAUGAACUCAUGGACCAGAUCCUUACAAGUGUUGUAAAUCUUGGUCACCUUAUGGACUUUGCUGGAAGUGCUCCAGAGUACACAAGGAAAUGAAUGGGAUCAUUCUCCUUUAUUCCCUAUCAUGACCAUCACCAUGCAUAUUUUAUUUUACUUUUAGUAUUUUUAUGUGGUUGAUGCUUCCUGUCCAAAGCAGGAAAGUUGGAACUAAGUGAUUCUUAAGGUGCCUUCCAACCCAAACCAUUCUGUGAUUCUAAAAAAUAUUUGCUUGCCUAUUUUUUCCUCAGCACUGCUGCUGAUGUUCUAUGAGCAGUUGUGCAGGGUAGAGAUGCAGUUUGUUACCAAGUUUCAGAUUCUGUUGCCCAACCCUUCCCGUUUCUCCUCCUUCUCUGCUUUGUGGAGCAGAUGGUGCUAAUUCCCAUGGUGGCUUUUGAUACAGCUGAAGUCUCUUCCCUGAUGCCUCUACUGUACCUGUGGUAUUUUUGGAGAAGAGAACACACAGUUGAUUAUUAUUUUUUGUUUAUGAUUUUUAGGAUCCAAAUUCAAAAAAGGAUUACAUUUCUUUUCGCUAUGCUCUUUCUCUUCCCCUUCCAACUUGUCCCAAAGAUCUGUGGUCUGAAAUUCUCUGCAACCUGGAGAAUAUUGCUUUUCAAUACUGUUGUAAGUUAAAUUACUUUUGCAUUCCUACAGACAUCUAUCCACCCACUGCAUGUUUACCUAUGUAAACAUCCUUCAUGUUGAUUGUACUUAUAUUUUUUUAAAGCAGAAAUGCUGACUCUUUCAUGUAACAAAGGUCAUUCUAUUGCUUUCUGUUUCAAUUAAGAGGCUGAAGUGCCAGUAAUUGCCAUUUUUAAUUAGCCCAUUCUUUGGUGCCCCUUUUCUCAUCCUUUGGGCCUCCCUCUCUCUUGUAUUAUACAAGAACAACAGGAUGAUGGUUAAAACACAUCUUCCUCUCCCCUGGGCUGCCAGUGUCUCCUGCCCACACCUGGCAGACCCCCUGUUAUGUUUUUUGACUGCUCCAACUCUAGCACCACAUCCCUGUCUUCAAUACAGUUCAUUGCUCUCUCCUGACCUUUCUGAUUCUUUUCAACUAUAUAUUUUUCUCUUUGCAGUUAAGUCAGUGGCUUUAUAUAGGUGAAAUCAGGAAUAGAAUUUCACCUCCUCCUCGGGGACCAGUUCUACAAAGAAGCAAUUGAGCACUGUCGCAGCUACAACUCUCGGCUCUGUGCCGAGCGCAGUGUCCGCCUUCCCUUCCUGGAUUCGCAGACUGGGGUGGCUCAGAACAACUGCUACAUCUGGAUGGAGAAGAGGCACAGGGGACCAGGCCUGGCCCCAGGUCAGCUGUACACAUACCCAGCACGUUGCUGGCGCAAAAAGAGGCGUUUGCAUCCCCCUGAGGAUUCCAGGCUGAAGCUGCUGGAAAUUAAACCUGAAGUUGAUCUGCCUCUGAAAAAAGAUGGGUUCACCUCAGAAAGUACAACUCUGGAAGCUUUGCUGCGUGGAGAGGCAAUAGAGAAAAAAACAGACACUAAAGAGGAAGACACUAUACAAGAAAUCCAGAGGGUUUUAGAAAAUGAUGAAAAUGCAGAUGAAGUGAACGAGGAAGAAGACUUGGAAGAAGAUAUUCCAAAACGAAAGAACAGGCCUAGAGGACGGCCAAAGACCCCCACCUGGAAAAAAAUUUUCCAGAAAAAUGCUCGGGGGUCUGGAGGUGGCAGGAGACGGAAUGAUGCUGCCUCCCAGGAUGAUAAUGACAAACCCUAUGUUUGUGACAUCUGUGGCAAACGUUACAAGAACAGGCCUGGGCUGAGCUACCACUAUGCUCACACCCACCUCGCCAGUGAAGAGGGUGAUGAAGCCCGUGAGCAGGAGACACGCUCUUCCCCUGUCCACCGAAAUGAAAACCACAAACCCCAGAAAGGACCAGACGGGGUCAUCAUUCCCAAUAACUACUGUGACUUCUGCCUCGGAGGCUCCAAUAUGAACAAAAAAAGUGGCCGGCCUGAGGAACUUGUAUCGUGCUCAGACUGUGGGCGCUCUGGACACCCGACCUGCCUGCAGUUCACCACAAACAUGACUGAGGCUGUUAAAACCUAUCAGUGGCAAUGCAUUGAGUGCAAAUCCUGCAGCCUCUGUGGGACCUCAGAGAACGACGACCAGCUGCUCUUCUGUGAUGACUGUGACCGUGGCUAUCACAUGUAUUGCUUGAAUCCACCAGUCUUUGAGCCCCCAGAAGGGAGUUGGAGUUGUCAUUUGUGCCAAGAGCUGCUCAGAGAGAGAGCAUCAGCUUUUGGCUACCAGGCCUGAGGAGCUCCAGCAGUCAAGAAACACCUUGCUCCUGGUGUUGCCAUACCAGCACACAAUUCCCAUCCAGAACACAAAGACACGACCCACAUCCAAAUGAACGGACACUCAAAUACAGGAAGAGGUAUCUGUGGUAUUCACUGUCACUAAUGCCAGACCUCCUGGGCUCUGCUAGGACUGGGUACUUUCCCGUGAUCCGGAUGAAAUCUCUUCACUGCUGUGCAUGGUUGCUGCUUGCCAUCAACAGGCUUACAUGCAUUGUGGAAGGGGGAGGGUUGUUGUACCUACAUGGAGAAGUCAAUUUUGUGUGGCCUUGUGCUUUCUGUUUAGUCUUUUGUUUUGUUGUUGUUUUUUUGUUUUGUUUUUGUUUUUUAAUGAAAAUGUAGUAAGAUAUUUCCCAAGGAAUUAUCAGUGAGUACUUCAGCUGGGAGCAGCACCAGGUGUUUCUCUUCACAGGCUUGACUUGAAAUCUCUUUACUGCAACCACUCUGUAGAUGCAUGGGUGCUUAAGAGGGGUGCUCUGAGAGUUGUGUUUAGUUCAAUAAUUCCCAGUCCAUGAACAGCACAUUGUCACUAAAAGAAGCACUCAUCAAAACUUUCUGGGGUGACACUUUCUCCAUUGAAUCAAAUGCCCUGAUUUGGCAGAUCAUUAGGAAUCUGUUUUAAGUGUAAGGAAGAGCAGUACUGAUAUGUACAAGCUCAGAUGCUUAUAAAUGCCUUUGGUAUUCAGGAUAUUCAGGCAUACUGUCCCACUGCAAUGCCAGCAAUACCUUCCAGACAUGUAAUUUCUUUCUGAUCAGAAAAUUCUGAGUGAAAAAUCUUACGUAUAUGCAACUGACCUUCUGUUUAGCUCAGAAAAGUGAACAAAAGAAAAACUGUCAUCUUAAGUUGAUCAUAGAAAGUAAAAAUUGUCAGCUUUCUGAGCAAUCUAAUGUAAGUUGCAAAAGGGAACAAUUUUGGCUUAAGAUCAAAUGAAGCACUUUGAUUAAUUUUUUGAAAUUUCUGAACUAAAAUGUUCUGCAACUGAAAGCUGCAUUUUCUGGGCAUUGCCUAAUCCAGUCUUUCAGCAUUUCUGAAGUGUUACUGUUUUUUGUCAAAGUAAUUCUUGAGAUCUAACUAAAUUUCCCAAUAAUUUUUCCCCACAUUCCCUACAACCACAUCUUUGGCCAAUGACAUAAUUUGUCUAAAAACCUUCCCCAGCUCUAAAGAGAAGAAUAAUUUGCUGAACCUAACAUGAAAAGAAGAAUUUUAAGAAUAAUUAAAAAAAAAUAAAUAGGAAUAGUUCUACUUUAUUUAAACAAAGAUUUACACGUGAAAUGAAGAAAUUUUAAGUGAGACCAACCAUUGAAAAAAAAAAAAAUAUUGUAGUUGAAUCUCUUUGGAUAAUUUAAGACAUUACUAGGAGAAUAAGUACAUCAAAUAUUUUCUACAAAAUACAUCUUUAAGGUUAAAAACCUACUAUUCCCUAAGCUGCCAAGUAGCCCAGAAUAACCAUUUUUUUUGGUAUAAUGUAUAUCACUUUCUAUGCAUAGAUUUAAGUGUGUUAAUAAUAUAAAUUUAUGAGAGCAGCAUGUGACUCAUGUUGCUUGUACAAGUAGGUAAGGAUACUGAAGAUUAUAUUUGGCAUGUUUAUAUUGGUUGAAACUCUUCUGCAAAAUGAAAUGUUCCCAAACACUUGAAAGAAAUUGUGAAACAAUAUUUUUUCUUCCUUCUCCUGCUAAUUAUACUUAGUUAGGAUGAGCUAUACUGACCUAGUGCACUUUUUCUCAUUAUUUAGAUAGUUUCUUCCCCUUUUGUUCAGCUCGCACAUCAAAAGUAGCUGUGUCAGCUACUGAAUUCUCCCACCUACUGUUGCAGCCUCUUCUCAGGCUGUAGCAGGAGUAUUUUAACCUGUUAGGAAAAAAAUGUAGAAAGUAUUUAUCCUAAUUGUAUUGGACCAAAUCUCUCCUGGAGCAGCUGCACUGGCUACCUGUAAAAUUCAUUCAAUACCUUGUGCUUUCCAUGUGACAGCCCUUCAAUGAACUGAGAACACAAAGAAAUUUGAGCAUCAAGUCUGGAGAGAGCAAAGUGGAAGCCUGUGCACUUGCAUCAGGUGUCUGAUACCUGUUGGAACAAGACCCUUGAGCAAAUAUAAAGCAUCUUCUUCCCAGUCUGGAAGAUGCCCUGGCCCUAGGAAGCACUUGGAGGACAGAGCUGAUCUGCAAGAGCAUUUACACUCUUCCAUUGGUGUGGUUGAACCCUGCUGAUCUGGCAUUUUGGGACCAUCACAUGGUUCAGUCUGAUACAAAAUCCUGUUGCUGUUGUGGCCAGGAGUGCAAGUGUGUAUUCACCAGAGACACCAUUGGGCUCUCUCACAGAAAAUGGGUGUUUUGGGAAGAGUGAAUGGAAAUGAGAAGUGUGUGUGCUGGAGGAAACUUCUGUGGUGGUGGUGCUGCUGGUGGGAUCAGCAGAUGUGAGUUAGUGUUUGGGCUGGUCCUCAGCUACCGGGACCUAGAGACUCCCAUCAUAAAAAUCACCAUUGCCUUCCAGUGUCCAGAUGUUUACACUGACCUUGAAGGAGUAGGAAAUGUCUGCGUUCCUAAACAGAGAGGACAUGCAUGUUGUUUUGGCCUGUGUGUUAAGCAGACACUGGUGGCUCAUCAUGUAAUCAGAUAGCCUGGUUGGUGGAACCAGCUGGUGCAGAAUUUCAGUGGUCUCCAUCCCUAUGACAGAGACAUUGCUAAAGGAGCUGUGUUCUCUCUGCACACCUGCUUUCCUAUUUUGUAGUUUUGAUCCAGAGCUGUUUUUUCCUCCCACAACCAUUCUGCAGCCAACAAUAUCUUUCAUGUUCAGAGAUACUCCUCCGUGGCCUUGCUGAAGUUUCAUCACUAAUGAGGUAUGACAGAAGGACAGAUUGCUUAGAACUUCAAUGCCAAAGAGCUGUUUACCAUCUGAGAUCAGUGUGGCAGGGUGCUUGCCCACAGUGGACCAGCUGUGUUUAAUCUCUCCAGCUUGAUGCUGUGUGCUGUGUAGCCAGGCAGCUCCAGGUGACUUUGGCAGCAGAUUAGAUACAAUCUCUCCCUUGUGGAGAACUUCCUCCAGCUACAGCAUCCCUUCUUCACUAGCAGAGUCCAAGAUAUGGGGCUGGAAUGGACCUCUCAGUAACAUUUUUAGCACGCAUUUGGAGCCAUGUGUAUUGGUGCACUUCAGAAAUACUGACUGACCUCCCAGGUGAAAAAUGCACCACUUUGCUGACAUGUGGAGAGGUUGUGGCACUACCAUGGGGAUGAGGAAGAGGAGUUUAGAAAACCCGAUUCCCUGUCACCUGCUGCCCCACUGGGGAUAGUCCUCCUGCAUGACUGCUGGGAUGUGUGACUUGGGCAACACCAUCUGCUGUCAGGCAAAUCUUGCCUGUGAUCUGGUCUGGCCACUAAACAGUGUGAGGGCUCUGGCUCAGUGCUCAGCUGCUCUCUCUUUUGCUAUGGCAGAACAUGCAAGUUUAUGAGAUGAACAAACUGAUGUUUUUCAAAACCCUUCUGUGUAAGGAAGGCAAUUCAUAUUUUAGCACAAAUCAGGGCAAAAUACCAGGAGAUAGUAGAUCCUGUAUGCCUCAAAGACUUCAAAUCAAGAAUGGACAGAUUCCUAGAUGUAUUUUAAUUUAAUGCAAUCUUAUUUAAUCACAGGAAUGUUUGACUGGAAAAGGUUUGUGUUAUAAAGGAAGUCAGACUGGAUGAUGUAAUUGUUCUUCCUGGCCUUAUUAUAAAACCAGAUGUUUACUGUGGGAGAGGAUGUAUUUAAAUAAAAGCAUGUCUGCA
Molecule: messenger RNA, 9348 nt
Organism: Lonchura striata (white-rumped munia)
Lineage: Eukaryota; Metazoa; Chordata; Aves; Passeriformes; Estrildidae
Source: RefSeq, a predicted model, not a curated record